UACUGGUUGCAAGGUGAAAGGGAAGGAACCAUGGAAGUUUUUAUCGAUAACUUGCCUGGACAUCCAGACAACAUUAGACACAACGGCCAAGAUAGAUUCUGGAUUGGAUUGGUAGCAGGAAGGACAAGGCUGACUGACACUUUAAUGAAGAUAGCACCACUGAAGCACAUCUUGGCCCUUCCGGGUGUGCUGCAGAAGAUCUCCGCGUCCUCAAAGAUGGCCAAAGUUCUAGCAGUUGGCCAAGAUGGGGUGCCGCUGGCAUUCUAUGAAGAUCCGACAGGGAAGUUGAUAGCCUUGGUGACGACGGCCUUGGAAGUCGGCGAUUAUCUCUAUCUGGGAAACUUGGCCAGGAACUACGUUGGCAAGUUGAAACUUCGGCAGCUUUAGUCACGCCCGACGUGGCCACCAAUAAAGUGUGUUGCUUUUUCGA
Molecule: messenger RNA, 430 nt
Organism: Selaginella moellendorffii
Lineage: Eukaryota; Viridiplantae; Streptophyta; Lycopodiopsida; Selaginellales; Selaginellaceae
Product: protein STRICTOSIDINE SYNTHASE-LIKE 5-like
Exons: 2
Coding region: 31-387 (118 amino acids)
Source: RefSeq, a predicted model, not a curated record